This is a messenger RNA of Anolis sagrei ordinatus, 1986 nucleotides long. RefSeq names its product cytidine/uridine monophosphate kinase 2 (gene CMPK2). Gene Ontology annotation, biological process: dTTP biosynthetic process; dTDP biosynthetic process; dUDP biosynthetic process. Lineage: Eukaryota; Metazoa; Chordata; Lepidosauria; Squamata; Anolidae. Gene Ontology annotation, molecular function: dTMP kinase activity; nucleoside diphosphate kinase activity; ATP binding. Gene Ontology annotation, cellular component: mitochondrion; cytoplasm. The record is from RefSeq and is a predicted model, not a curated record.
GAUGCUGCUGCGUUGCCUGGCGCCUGGGUCACUUCUCCGAGGUCCCUCUUCGCGCCGGCGCUUCAUGGCGGAACCCCUCGCCUCCGAGCGGGACUAUUCCGCUUCUACGACGGGAAGGGGCUCCCCCACCGGGAAUAGCAGACGAGACGGGGACCCCGGCGGCCUCCGCCUCCUCAGCGCCGGCGUCUUGGCCUCUUCCCAGGCAGCCAGGAGGAUUUUGGAGGAGUGCACAUCUUCUGUCCCCGAAGCCAGAGCCGUUCUUGAUCUUGUGGAUAAUUGUCCUGUGCACACAGAGAAGGGAAAUUUCCCUGUGAUCGUUAUUGAAGGACUGGAUGCAACAGGCAAAACGACAGUGACUUGUGCUCUGAAGGACGCGCUGAAUGCUGUUCUCUUGAGGACCCCUCCUCCUUGUGUCAGUCAGUGGAGAAAGGUUUUUGACAAUCAACCAACACUCAUACGGAGAGCAUUUUAUGCACUGACUAACUACAUUGUUGCUUCUGAAAUAGCAAAGGCAUCUGUGAACUCACCAGUGAUUGUGGAUAGAUAUUGGCACAGCACUGCUGCCUAUGCAAUUGCCACAGAAAUCAGUGGGAAGGUAGACGAUCUCCCUCCACCUCAUCAUCCAGUCUACUGCUGGCCCAAAGACUUGCUGAAGCCAGACGUUGUCUUGCUGCUGACUCUCAGCUCAGAUGAAAGAAUCCGGAGAUUGCAGGGACGAGGGAUGGAGAAGACCAGGGAGGAGGCUGAGCUGGAAGAAAAUAGGUCUUUCCGUCAGAGAGUAGAAGAGGCCUACAGAAGAAUGGAGAAUCCUGCAUGCCAACCAGUUGACGCCAGCCCAUCUAGAGAAGAAGUUGUCAAAGCUGUCCUACGUCUGAUCAAAACACAAUGUGAUUUACCAAGUGAUUCCAGUAAAUGAUACCAAAUUGUAUCAAUUGGCACAAAAGAGUCAUCCCAAAGUUCCUCAGCAAGCGUAUGUUAGAGAGGAGAUACAUUUUCUCCAGCCUUAAGAAGUCUAAAGGGAAAUGGGGCAGCAAGCCAUCAUGAUGUCAACUGGUUUCAAAACACAGAAAUAAGACUAUGAACUAUAUUCCAUUAAAGCUCAAGAGAAGAAGGAAAUGAAAUUAUGCAGCCACUCUAUUUUGCAGAAUAAUACCAUUAACUGGCUUGGGUCAGUAUUAUAUGGAGUUAUCAUUUUGCAAGUUAUUUAUAUUUACCCUUUUCUGUCAAGAGUUCUGUUUUUUUUCCUCCAUGUCAGGAGUGACUUGAGAAACUGCAAGUUGCUUCUGGUGUGAAAGAAUUAGCUAUCUGCAAGGAUGUUGCCGAGAGGAGCCCAGAUGUUAUACCAUCCUGUGGGAGGUUUCUCUCAUGUCCCCACAUGAGAAGCUGGAGCUAAAUUAUAUGGCAGCUUACACUGCUUCCUGGAUUUGAACCACUGACCAUUUGGUCAGCAGUCCUGCUGGCACAAUUUAACCCAUUGUGUGUCAAACUACAAAUCCAGAAUUCCCGGGGGGAGCAGGAUGUAUAUAUACCAAUAGCUUGUAUGGGACUGAUAUUACUCUUUUCAUGAAGUUACUGAAGCUUCCUAUGACUUACAAUUCAAGAUUUGUGACAAAGAAAUCUCUGAAGGAUGCAGACAUUCUUACACCUUUGUUAAUUAAGAGAUGUAAAUCUCUAUUUGAAUGUAAUUGUUUCUGUGUUGAGUCUUUUUGUGCUGCGUCAUGACAUUCCUGCCGUUUAUUAUUGCUAACUUGCCCUGCACUACUUCCAUUUGGACUCAUUGAAAUGGGAGCAGAUGGGGGAACAGGUUAGCACUUCAGAAUGAUCCAUGAGCAAACAGGCACUUAUGCCUUCGCUCCUGGGCUGUACCGUCAAGAUUGUUUACCACUUGAGGGUACAAACAUCUCACCUGCUUCAGGUGAUAAACUUUAUGUCUCUUCAAGCAACACAAGUGGCGGAAUAAACCCAACAAUUUUCAUCUUUGCACAA